Molecule: messenger RNA, 1508 nt
Organism: Seriola dumerili (greater amberjack)
Lineage: Eukaryota; Metazoa; Chordata; Actinopteri; Carangiformes; Carangidae
Product: inactive pancreatic lipase-related protein 1-like
Exons: 13
Coding region: 39-1445 (468 amino acids)
Biological process (GO): lipid metabolic process
Molecular function (GO): triacylglycerol lipase activity; protein binding
Source: RefSeq, a predicted model, not a curated record
UAGAGGGUUUGUUCAGUACCUUCUGGUCUGACCUCACAAUGUUACAGAUGUGGUGUUUGGGUCUGUUCGGCUUCCUCGCUGCAACAUCAUACGCGGCCGAGGUCUGUUUUGAUGGGUUGGGCUGCUUUAAUGACCUGGCUCCCUGGGGGGGCACUCUCCAGAGACCAACCUCUGUCCUACCCUGGAACCCCGAGGAGAUUGGCACCCGCUUCCUCCUCUUCACCCAGAGUAACCGCUAUUACCAGGAGAUCAAGCCUGAUCAAACCAUCCAGGCCUCAAACUACAAUGGGCUGAGGAAGACUCGCUUCAUCAUUCCUGGUUAUCUGGAAAGUAGAGAUGAGGACUGGCCACAGGAGAUGUGUAAGGUGAUGCUGACGCGGGAGAAUGUCAACUGUAUUGCUGUGGAGUGGAAGAAAGGUGUGAAGUCUCAGUAUGCUCAAGCUGCCAAUAACGUCAGGGUGGUGGCUGCCCAGGUGGCAUCCAUGAUCACAUUCCUCAUGGCCAACUACAAGCAGAAUGCCAGUAAGUUCCAUAUUAUCGGACACAGCCUCGGAGCUCACGCUGCAGGAGACGCUGGGAGCAGGAUCACUGGCCUCACACGUAUCACAGGACUGGACCCAGCUGAGCCUUACUUCCAGGACACUGAUGCCUCUGUGCGUCUGGACCCCAGCGAUGCUGCCUUUGUUGAUGUCAUUCACACAGAUGGACUUCCUUUUGACUCCAAACUUGGUCUGGGCAUGUCACAAUCUGUGGGCCACAUUGACUUUUAUCCCAAUGGAGGAGGACGGAUGCCCGGCUGCUCUGCCAACAAAGGCAAGCCCUCUGACCUGGAUGCUAUCUGGGAAGGUACUGUGAAGUUUGAUGCCUGCAACCAUGUCCGAGCCUACCAGUACUACAGUGAGAGCAUCGUUAAACCCCAAGGCUUUGUGGGAUUUCCCUGCUCUGAUGAGAACAGUUUUGCUGUUGGAAAGUGUUUCCCAUGUACAAACAGCCAAUGUCCUCUGAUGGGCCACUCUGCCGACAGGUUCACUGUGACUGAUGGCAGUUCAAAGACAAAGUACUUCCUGAACACAGGCAGUUCAAAGCCUUUUGCCCGUUACAGCUACAGAGUGACAGUGACCCUGGAUGGUCCGCGCUGGCCUAACCCAGGAUUAAUGUAUGUGGCACUAGCUGGACACAGUGACAGCACCAAGGAGUACCAGCUCUAUGUGGGUAUUCUGGUGCCUGGAAAGACCUAUGAGAUGCUGGUUGAUGCUGAGGUGGACGUGGGUGAUGUGAUGGAGGUGAAGUUCCGGUGGAACAAUCACAUCUUGAACCCAUUGAAACCCAAGUACGGAGCAGCUAAAGUGGAGCUGCAGAGAGGAAGGGACAAGAAGAUGUUCUUCUUCUGUGGAACGAACAAUGUGGCAGAGAAUGCAGUCCAGUCUGUGCUUCCAUGCCAAUAAUAACCUAAUCAUAAUCACCAUGUCACUCAGGGUCUUUCAAUAAAGAUUUUGCAUUCACACACA